UAUUUCCCCAAAAUUUACUUCCUUACGGAGAGACAACCAUAACGCGGAGUGAUAUCAGACCUAUUUACAGAAUGUGUGUGAUCACAUUUUAAUUAGCAAGGACUUUAUUUCUAACUGAAUCAUAGACCAGAACGUGCACAUCUUCACUUCAGACUACUUUUAAGGUAACACAAUGCAUCCAGUUUUGGCUGUGAUAUUCGAUGUCCUGUACACUGUGUUUAUAACACCACUGACUGCAGGAAAUGUUGUCCAAUCAGAUGGCUACCAUGGAAGUGACACUCGCAAAACCGACGGAAGUUUGUCCUCUAUGGUGACGAUAGCCUGUUUAACAGCCAUAACAUUUGUAGUCAUUGGAAUUUAUGCCAAGAGUGACGAUUCGGGAAAAUCGACGACUGCGAUAACAGCGAUGACGUUUGUUCUUACAGCGAUGGCACUACUUGCCAUUGUUUUGAUUGCAGUUCUUGCGUUCCGAAAGAGACACGAAUGGUUCAUAGCGGCCAACAUAAAAGAGAAUGCAGCCGAAAAAUUCAAGGGAAAAUUUUUGUGGCUAUUCAGUCUUGGUAUAAUCAUGAAACAUGCACUCGAACUGGCGAUCAAUAUAGACUGUUUUGAUAAGGAACACACCAAAGACUUCGUGUCGGCAUUCAUGGUGGUUCAUAUUGUGUCUAUAUUGUACUAUUGCAUUCAAACAGGAUUCAUAAGUUACUUCAAAGACUAUAAAUUCCAAAGUUCAGUCAGAAUUAAUUAUGGUAUACUGAUCGUGCUGCUCACAAAUCUGACACUCUGGUUCACAAGCAUUGUUGGCGAAAAUGAAGAUUCGAGCCUACGUAAAAAUGACUCUAGAGGUAUUGAUGAAGAAAUAGUAUGUUUUCAUAACUCUACUAUUCAGAAAUUGCGCGAAGAUACCCUUCCAUUUCUCAAUCCUUGCGGAAUAGAAUAUGCAUUGCUAGCAACAAGUUUCAUGCUGUCCUUGUGGCCCUCUGUGAAAAAGGAAAUCCACGAUUCACAGGAACUGGAAGUGUCAGCAGACAUGGAUGCCAUCGAGGAAAGCUGUGAGGAGUACACCCCUUUGUUACGACGUCGGGUGCGACGAACGCCUCCAACUGAGGCUUGCCCAGAGGAAUUAAAGCGCCGCAGUCCGAUUUCAUUUUUCCUCGCCAUUUUGUUUGGUCUGAUUUUGAACCUCCCAGUGAUAAUCUCCACUGUGCUGGUGUUCUUUGACGCGUAUCAAUCAGCUAUUUACAGAGGAGUUCGAUAUUCUAUAAUGGUUGUAUACAAAUUAUCGAUGCUGAUAAUGGUGUUCAUUCUGUUUCACCACAUCACCAAAUACGGCAAACCAAACAACGUGAAGAGAAAGCUGUCCUCAACUGAAUACAUUUUGGUUUUCGCAAAUGCUGGUACAAUCGCCGUUUGCACUUUCGAUUUCAUUGUGAGUUUAAACAGCGCGUGUUACAUUCUUAUGACGGAAAACAUCAUUGAUAUUAUUUUGACUUUCCUGCAAACUACCUUAAUCAUGCACUCUACUCGCAUCACCAUCAAAAAGACAGUGGACAGUGUCAUAGCUGCUGAGUACGUGUGUCUUCUGCUAUCCGUGUGUAACAUUGUGUUGUGGGUUGGGGAUAGUUUCAAUAAUAUGGAGAAUAGAGUUUGUUUCACAGCAGACGACAAAAACACCAAAACAAACAAAGUGAUGAAGUAUGUUGUUUUCCCCAUCCUCGUGUUCUAUCGUUUUCAUGCAUCCAUCGACUUGUUCGGACUUUUCUCCAGAAUGACAAAGAACUAAGAAUAUGUCUUAUGAUGUUACUAGUACAUGUACUCAUAUCUAUACAUAAUUCUAGAUCGAAUGUAAAGAGUCUAACAUUGCCGUGACUAUUGUAGUAAAAUACUUAAGAACUACAAGUGUUUACAACAAAUCAUUUGAUACUAGAACUCAUUAUGCUUACUGUCGGUUCCUGCUUUACACGAGUACUAGUUAAUAUCGCGAAAUGACUCGUGUACACAGAAUCGCAAGAACAUGGAUUCUUGAGUGGUUUGUUUUAUUUCGCAAGUGGCGCUUCUCGCUAAUAUAAACGAUAACUAUAAUCCUUGUCUUUAUUUAGGGAUUUACAGUUUUCGUUAUCGAUUUAUUUUCCCGCAAUGUAUCUAAGGUAAGGGAAUGAAAAUUGUGAAUUUUGGGAGAUAUACAUGGAAACGGAUUUCAUGUAAACACAUGAAGAUGAGGAACCAUGUUAUACAAUGUAGUGUCUUAAUGCGCAAAAGUAUAUAUAUACCGGUAUGUGGUUGUGCACACAUGCAUGGGCACAUCAGUAACCGAUAUCCCGGCAUGCAGUAUUCUUCACAUACAUGUAAUCUGAACCAAUCAUAUCUUAACAUUAAUAUGAAAUAAAAGUCAAGAACACCACACAUUUACUAAACUAAAAAAAAAUCAAAAUCAUUGUAAGUAAAGAUCGAAUACAUCAAUUUGUAAAAACAAAAUGACUUCAGGUAACUUGCAUUACUGUCUGAUAAAAGUAUGACAGUGUAUCUAUUUCCAUUUAUUGGAGUUAAAACUAAUAAAUGAUCAAAUAAGAUAUAUAGGUCAUCGCACAUGUGCGAGAAAUAUAUACAGAUAUACCGUAUAUAAACAGAUAUAUAGUCUUCUGCAGCAAUUUCAUUACAUUGGUGUUCCUUUUCAAUUGAACUAUAUGGUAGUUCUGAGUAUUCAUAUAACUUGAAUUGUAAAAUUAUUUCUUAUGUUCAUAAAUCUUCUAACCGCUUUUGUACAUUUUAAUUUUUGUACCUUUUAAAAAAUUAUUAUUUUUUUCCUUCUAACGGGCUGGAUUAAUCUAUGUUAGUAUUGAUCUAUAUUAUAUGUAUAUACAUGUAUGUGUAUGACUGUAUGUGUUUGGUAAGUGUACGUGUGUAUGUGUAGAACAUGUUGAUCAAUAAAAAUAUCAAAAUUCGGCAAAACUCUUAUUAACUAUUUUCAUGUAAACCUCAUUACAUAAUUGUUACAUCUUCAAAGAAUUGUAUCUGUAUGUCUACUCACCCUCUACCGUAUUAUUUGUAUAUAUUUGUAAAUAUUUUGUAUUUAUAACCGAUGAGCUGUAUAGCUUAAGGGAAAAAAAAUAAAGAAUCAAAGAACCUUUC
This is a messenger RNA of Ostrea edulis (European flat oyster), 3129 nucleotides long. Its product is annotated as proton channel OtopLc-like. The coding region runs from base 173 to 1783 and encodes 536 amino acids. Gene Ontology annotation, cellular component: membrane. The transcript has 2 exons. Gene Ontology annotation, molecular function: proton channel activity. NCBI's taxonomy places the organism in Eukaryota, Metazoa, Mollusca, Bivalvia, Ostreida, Ostreidae. Gene Ontology annotation, biological process: proton transmembrane transport. The record is from RefSeq and is a predicted model, not a curated record.